AUGAUAUUGAACUGUGUUGGGAUCCUGGCAACGAUUGGUGUUAUUGUGACACUGGCCUUGUACUCUGAGACGCCCAUCGUGCGAGCAACUGGUCGCGAACUAACCUACCUGCUACUGUCCGGUUGUCUUCUCUGUUAUUUAUCCUCUCUCCUGCUGCUCAUUGAACCGAAUCCGGCAGCUUGCGGUAUUCAGCGAGUUGGCAUUGGACUGGGAUUUGCUAUCAUGUACGCCUCCCUUUUGACCAAAACCAACCGACUGGCUCGCAUAUUUGACGCCGCAAAAAGGACAGCCAAGCGACCAGCCUUCAUUUCUCCGCGUUCACAGUUGGCCAUCGCUGGUGGUCUCAUUGGCCUUCAGUUUGCCCUGUCAGCUAUUUGGUUGGGAUUUGACCCCCCGGCCACUCGUAUCGAUCCGCUUCAGUCCAACUUCCUUGUGCUGCGAUGCGCCAUCAAGGACAGCAGUAUGAUGACUUCUCUAGCCUAUAUAAUGCUUUUGAUCGUCGUCUGCACAAUCUACGCUGUGAAAACACGUUGCAUUCCAGAGAAUUUUAAUGAAUCGAAGUUCAUCGGAUUCGCCAUGUAUACAACCUGCAUAAUUUGGUUGGCAUUUGUACCCAUCUACUUUGCGACCAUGAGUAAUUUUGAGGUAAGCAUACGAUAUGCCGAUGUUCUCUGUGGAUGUUUGGGCGAAGUAGGUAAAUGUGUAUUUAUAUUUUAA
Messenger RNA from Dibothriocephalus latus, 717 nucleotides. Lineage: Eukaryota; Metazoa; Platyhelminthes; Cestoda; Diphyllobothriidea; Diphyllobothriidae. The record is from the annotation of a GenBank genome assembly.